AUGACCGAUAUGUUGUUUGCUGUUUUAUUGACUAUAUCGUUGUUGGUGCAUGUGUCGUUGGCACUGGACCCUACUUAUGGAGCCCAAGACGCGUAUCUUGACCAUUUUAAGGGGAUUAGUUCCAGUGGAGCGUUCCAGUGUCUUACCGGCAGCAAAGUCAUAAAGGGUGAUCAGAUUAAUGAUGAUUUUUGUGAUUGCCCCGACGGAAGUGAUGAGCCAGGGACAUCAGCUUGCACAAAUCACUUUACCAAAGUUAAGUUUCCUGACGGGUGGAAAUUCAGAUGUCGCAAUAUUGGUUUUAAGUCAAAGGAAAUACCACACAAUAGAGUCAACGAUGGUUUAUGUGACUGUUGUGACGGCUCUGAUGAAUAUGGCGGUAUUGUGCAGUGUGCUAACAUUUGUGCGGAGGUGCAGGAGAAAGAGGCGGAGGAACUUAUGCUGGAAAGGGAGAAAAUGAAGCUUUCUUUAGAGGAAAAGAAGAAGAUGGUUGAGCAGGCCACAGUCAAACGGGAACAAGAUAAAGUUGCUUUAAAAGAAGAGAAAGCAGAGCUGGAAGCGGCGGAAAUUUCCCGUGAGCGGAUGUCAAGAGACCUUCCGCCGUUGGAAGACCACGAAAAGAAGGAGAAACAACGCUUAUCCGAGGAGUUCAAAAUUCUUCAAAAACACAUCCAGGAAAAUGAGGCGAAUGAGGAGGGCACAAAGUUGAAAUAUAGGGCAGGCUGCACCAAAUGGUACACAACAGUGGACUGUGGUACCAAAUCAAGCGUAACAGAUGAAAAGGGAUGUGACGAGCUAAUUCCAGGUAACGUGUCUGGUUACUGUGAAUGUGCUGAAGCAAAAACAGAUGCUACAGUGAAAUACCAAAAAAAUUGUGACCACAAACCUCUUCGCUGUUCAUUUGUUUGCAAAACGGCGGGAGAGGAAGGGACCUUGUCAAGCAGUGAGGAGCAAUACUUCGAUACAACCAAUGACCCCUCUUAUGAGUUGCCAGGGGCCAAGAAUUUACGGGCAAAAAUAAAGGACCUUGACGAAAAAAUGGACAAUCUUCGGUCCUCUAUUGCUGCUAAGGAGGCACGGUUGAAGAGAAACUUGAAUACGGAAGACAUAAUACGGACACUCGAGGAUGAAUGCUUCACUCUCGACGUUAAAGUAUACACUUACAAAUUUUGUCCUUUUAAAGAUGCUCACCAGUACUCCAAAGGAACUGAAAUUGGGAAUAGCAUAGGGAAAUGGGUACGUUUCGGUGAGAGUACCUACUCUUUGUGGUCAACCACCGAUGACCACACACACAUGUUGUACGAAGGGGGUGAUUGGUGUUGGAAUCAUGAUCAGCGAACCACGGAUGUUCGUCUGGUGUGCGGCCCGGAGAACAAGUUGUUGAAGGCUGAGGAACCGAUAUCAUGCAAAUACGCAAUGGUGUUCCAAACACCCGCUAUAUGCGAGUAA
Trypanosoma brucei brucei TREU927 is the source of this 1446-nucleotide messenger RNA. It is a transcript of the gene Tb927.7.940, whose product is annotated as protein kinase C substrate protein, heavy chain, putative. The transcript has a single exon. Gene Ontology annotation, biological process: N-glycan processing. The record is from RefSeq and is a predicted model, not a curated record. NCBI's taxonomy places the organism in Eukaryota, Euglenozoa, Kinetoplastea, Trypanosomatida, Trypanosomatidae. Bases 1 to 1446 code for a protein of 481 amino acids. Gene Ontology annotation, cellular component: glucosidase II complex.